Messenger RNA from Anthostomella pinea, 3096 nucleotides. The record is from the annotation of a GenBank genome assembly. Lineage: Eukaryota; Fungi; Ascomycota; Sordariomycetes; Xylariales; Xylariaceae.
AUGCAUACCCGUUCGAUUCUUGUAGCCGCUAUCGUGGCCGCCUCCAGCCUGGCUCUGGCGGAACCUGAAAGACCCAAGAUCUACUUCCCACGGCAGGUCAAGAGACAAUACACCAAUAGCACCGGCACGAUAACGAGCGCCGCGCCGCAGACAUUCGAGAGCACAUCUGCAGAUGCCACUUCGUCAUCCUCGAGGAGGGCUGAUAUUUCCGAUCUCCUUUCCAGUUUGACGGGCAGUUUGGGGCUUAGCGAUUCGUCCUCGGACGCGGCCGACACCAACGCCCUCUCGAGCUCGCCGGCUUCUACUACAAAUUCGACUGCGGUAGCUGAGCCUGAAACAUCAAGUACUGACACGGCGGAGACUGAGAUCACAGCAACCACGACCGAUGGCGCUGUUGAUACGAGCACAUCAGUCCCUCCGCUCAUUGCGUUGCCGACUCUCAGCUUGAGCGUUCCUCUAGGCAGCAGCACGGACUCGGCAUCGCCGACUGCUUCCGCGGCAUCGUCAACUGCUUCCACGGCUGCGACAGCGACAUCGAACACGGAUGUCAUCACAUCUAGCGCCGGAAGCGUCGCGACUACGGCUGACACCAACACGACUACCCCCGACAGCACUGCUACUACGGCUGACAGCAUCACGACUUCUGCCGGCAGCCUCGCGACUACAGCUGACAGCGCCGCAGCCACCGUACCGUCAUCGUCAAGCUCCGGUGGUGGCUUAAUCGGCGGCCUAACCAGCGAUCUCGGAGGAGUCAGCAGUGUCGUUGGAACUCUGACGUCCGCCCUACUCCCGGCACCAACCACGAGUGCCACAGAUGUGGUCGAUACCACGUCGACAGCCGACAACGCGACUGAAACCUCUGCUCAGACAGAAAGCGCUACGCUGUCCACCGCUACGCCGACCACCGCCACGCCGACCACAAUUUUGACCUCGUCCUCAGGUAUUCUUCUGGCCCCAACCGGUGUCGUAACUCAAUCGUCCGUUGUUUCGUCCGUUGUUGUACCGUCAUCGUCAAGCUCCGAUGGUGGCUUAAUCGGCGGCCUAACCAGUGUUGUUGGAGGAGUCACUAGUGCUGUUGGAGGAGUCUCCAGUGUUGUUGGAGGAGUCACCAGUGCCGUUGGAGGAGUCUCCAGUGUUGUUGGAACUGUGACCUCCGACCUACUCCCUGCACCAACCACGAAUGCCACGGAUGUGACGCAGUCCGCGACUGGAAUCGUGUCUGCGACGGAGUCUGCUACCGGAAUAGUGUCUGCUACGGAUUCUGCGCCUGCCAUUGGGUCUGCUACGGCAUCUGUGACUGCGACUGCGACUGACAACGGUACUGGAAUCUUGCCAACGCUUCUCCCCACCGCCAGCUCAUUCCUAGGCACGGCUCCUACGACUGCCACCGGCGCAAGUACAGCUACGACGGCCGACCCGAUUCUGUCGCUCUCGAUCCCAAUCACGUCGCUGCUCCCAACGACAUCAUCCGGCAUCAUUCCGACCGCUUCGUCGAUCGACAAUGGCACCGAUUCCAGCAUUACACCCUCGGAGAUUAUCAGUGUGCCCGCGUCACUGACUCCUUCCAUUGCGUCUUCGAUUCCGUCGUCAGUGAUUCCUUCCGGAACCGAAGUGGCCACGAACUCGACGGGACCAACCGUAGUGCCGACGAGCUCUACAGGACCAACCGUAGUGCCGACGAGCUCUGCAGGACCGACCGAAGUGCCGACGAACUCGACGGCACCAACAGGAGCGCCGACGAGCUCUACAGGUCCCACGGAAGUGCCGGCGAACUCUACAGCACCAUUGGAAACUGCAAGUUCGAGCGUGCCCGUCAUCACGUCUUCAGUUACACCUACUUCAAUACUGCCAACUGUGAGCGAUACAAUCACGGCCAACUUGACUGCGCCAUCAUCUACAACGAUUGAUACGACUUCUUUGUCUGGAUCCAUUACACCAUUGCCCACGACAACGUCUGAAAUCGCAACUGUUUCCCAAAACUCGACUGACACGACGAGUGCGUCUGUUGAGCCCACAAGCACGUCGUCAGUACCCAGUACAUCGUCAGUACCCAGCACCACCGAAGUUCUCGUUACGCCGACGCCGACGACCACGUCUUCGCAAGAAAUCUUCACUAGCCUGCCCGCUACGGCGACCAUUACAAAUUCCGAGUCGUGGUUGCCGACAUCACUUAUUGUAGAACCAUCUCCUACGAGCACCUUCAGUACUGGUGGCGCCCCAACCUCCGGCUCUGUUUAUCCUACGACUUUGCCCAAGAACAUAACGCCAUACACAGUGAUACCAGCUGCGCCCGCGGGGAAACAGGCGAUCCGGAUCUCCUUCCUUUACGGCCUAAACUACCAGCAUCUGCUUGAUUACAGUAACGCCGCGUCCCAGAUUUUCAUGUAUCUUCCUGGCGCGCUUUCGUUCGCCACUGGGAUCGCGGUUGAGGAUAUGUUGAUGACCGAGAUCGUGCGAUAUGACACCAUGUCGUCCUACGGUUAUAUCACGUCCCAAGCUAUAAUCUACUUCCCUGAGGGCAACAUAACGACCUUGGCGGGUGACGUCAGAACACCCAACUCUCCUCUGUACCAGAACCCGGUGCCGAUAGUGUACAACUUGACCAGCCAGAUCAACGAAGCCAUCUCCAUCCUCCCGGACCCUAACCAGAACCCGGAUGGCAGCUCGACCAGCGGUAGCAGCGGCGGCGGUGGCUCGGAUGUACCCAACCACAACGCUUUCGGCUCAGGCUCGGGAGACCAAACAACGGGCGCGCAGAAGGGAGCGACGGCUGGUAUCGCUGUUGGUGCUCUCAGUGUGGCGGGUGCUUAUGGUGCUGCCAUGUUCAUCAUUGCCCGCAGGUACAAGCGCAAGAAGCAGAGACACCAGCGAAGCAGCUCAGUCAUGGCGUCGGGUGAGAUGCGACAGACUGGCAGCCCGGCUAUGAUGGGUGGUGCGCUGCUCAGCCGCGACUUCACGAGCAGCCCCGGCUACGGAGGGGUUGAGCCAAACACACGAGACAGCCAGGGCAGUGGAAGGAGCAAUGGCAACAACUCAGCGCGGACGGCCCAAAUCUCGGCGCCGGUUGCGGCUGAGAACUCUCUUGGCUGGAACUGA